Molecule: messenger RNA, 1434 nt
Organism: Orbicella faveolata
Lineage: Eukaryota; Metazoa; Cnidaria; Anthozoa; Scleractinia; Merulinidae
Product: ankyrin repeat domain-containing protein 45-like
Biological process (GO): protein K6-linked ubiquitination
Cellular component (GO): BRCA1-BARD1 complex; BRCA1-A complex
Molecular function (GO): ubiquitin-protein transferase activity; protein binding
Source: RefSeq, a predicted model, not a curated record
GUUUAGAGCACUGGGGACGAGUCAAGAGAUUUUGGCUGUCAGCGGUAUGUUUCCGAGGCUUUCGAACAGUAAACAUAGAGAGAGUUGUCAAACAAUUUCGCUGCAAAAUGGUCAAAGAAUUGUUUGAAGUUGCAACCAAGGGGGAUAUUGAAAGACUCCGAGAGCUUUUUGAGGAUCCAGAGAGUAUAUUUUCCACGGAUCCGGCACAAGCAUUGAACAAAAGAGACAAAGAUGGCAAGUCAGCCCUGGACAUAGCAGCCAUGUUGGGACGCAAAGAAAUUGUUCGAGAACUUCUAGAACGCGGGGCUCAAAUCAAUAGUCAGACCAAGAAAGGUUAUACAGCCUUGCACAGAGCUGCAUCCUGGGGCCAUCCUGACUGUCUGAGGGUCUUGGUAACAAAUGGAGCAGACCUGCAGAUACGAAAUGCACAUGGCGAGAGAGCCCGAGAAGCAGCAGCCCGUUACAAAAAGGACACCUGUGUGGAUUAUCUUGACCGAGCAGAGGCACAACAGGCCCUUUUAUCAGUUAUAACUGCAACUAAGGAGACAAUAUCUGAUCCUGAGAAGCACAUGGGCCGAUUCACACGAGAAGACAAGCUGAGUGGAAAUCGUUUCUGUGAUGAAAAGAAUGACUGGUUAGAAUCACACAAAGAAAAUGCCACUGUUGAAGACAUCUACAAGCAGAAAGAAGAACUUGAGGAGCUGUUGAAACCUAUCUUAAGCAAACUAGAUGAAUCAGAUGAAGACUUCUUUGCCAAAGACGUCAAGAGUGUCAAAAAAUAAUGCAGAGUGAGAGAACAACACUAAGGAGUCCCAAGUUUUGUUUUUACACUGGAAACUAAAACAUUCUCCCUCACUUUCUCACCAGAAUUCCAUCGCUCAACACCAAAAAUGAAACUUUUAACCUACGUUGAUAAAAAAGUUCAAUCGCUGAUGGGAUUAUCCCCGUUUUUUAUGUAAAUAUGACUUGUGUAUAUUAGGUUUCUUUUGUCUCCUCCUCCCACCCUAACUCCCCUCACAUGAUUAUAAUCCUAGCUUACCGUGUGGCACGAAAUUUUUGCAGGUUCCAGUUUUUGCGAUUUUUGCGGUUCUUCCAUGAUCCGCAAAAAAAGAAAGUUCCCGCAAAAAUAAAAUUCCCGCCAAAAUUUACUCCGUUGCGAAAUUUUGCAUACAAAGGUCACAUGUAGAAUCUUGUUGCCAUUUAUUUAAAAAGUCUCUUCCAUUCCGAAACAAAACGAUGAAAUUAGAAACAAAAUCUUUAAAAAUAGAACGUCCGAUGACAUUGCCCCUGGUACACUAAAGGUGUAGCUGCAAAAAAUUUCCAGAAAAGUAUCGUCUGAAGGGACCAUCGGUCACACUGGGGCAAAACUGGGGCAAGACGUAAUUGUAAUAGAGUGGCUGAUCACCGAGUUAAGAACGCAAAAUUUGAUACUCA